UAUUUCCAGGGAAAUUUCUACACAAACCAAUGUCAGUCCUAGAGAACUGGACAAAACAUUGAAAUCAUUGGUUGAUGUAAAGCUUUUACUUUCAUCUGAGGUGAGUUACAAUCGUUGACAAUUAAUACACGCAGAAAGAGGUCAUAUUUCCUCCUGAUUCUUAGUGUUUCUUACAACUAAUAAAAAUGGGUAAAGUGCGUAAUGUAAUAAUGCAAAUUGUUUUCUGGGCAUUAACAUUCAUAUUGAAUAAAUUACGUUUUCUCGUGGUAGGUUUCUCUGUCGCCAUAAUUUUGGAAUUUAAAUUAGUGAUGAUCUUCCCUUACUACCGGGUGGCCCAAAAAAAAGUUUGGUCCUGUUUGAUUCGUAAUAACAUCUAAACAAGUAUAGCUUUUAAAGAGAAAUAACUUGCAUCAAAUAGAGGAAGGACUAACUUAGACUUUGAUAUAUUACAGUUGUAUUUCACUUAAAAAUUCACGGAGAUAUUAAUCUUUAAAUUCGGGAGGAUAUUUCUUGAUGUGUCUGAAAUAUGCAAAAAUCGGCGUAUCAAAUAUUAAUCAAGAUUUGCCCGACUGAAACAUGCACUAUUACCAGUAAAUAAAUGACACUUGACAAAUUGUUUAUUAUGAAACAAAGUAUUAUUAUAUCUAUUAAUCCUGCUCUAACCGAGAAAUAAUCAACUUUGUUUUGAACCCAUGAAAAACAUAAAAAAUAGGUUAUUUAAGAAAAAUUGAAGCGCCUGCCUUGCAUGGUCUUUCAGUACCUUAAGUUUGCAAAGACCUAUUAAAUACUUACAUAAUUUCGAACGUUCAUAUUUCAGGAAACAAUAAGUUAAGACUUACAUGUAAGAUGUCUAAAUCUACGCCAUAUCCCUUACAAACCCUAACGACAAUUCGCUGAAAUACAAUUUACCCUGAUAUGUCAUUAAGCAAACAAACGCUGAAGUGAAAAUUUGAUACGCCGAUUUUCGCUAAUUUUAGACACAUCCCAAAAUAUGCUCCCGAUUUUGAACAUUAAUAUCUCCGUGAAUUUUUAAGUAAAAUACAACUGUAACAUAUCAAAAUCUAAGUUAGUCCUUCCUCUAUGUAAUGCAAGUUAUUUCUGUUUGAUAGCUUUACUUGUUUAGAAGUUAUUAUAAAUCAAACAGGAGUACUUUUUUUUGGGCCACCCGGUACCAUGUACCCGCACGUGUCGGGGGGAGGACAAAGGCGUGGGGGGGGGAGGCAAAGAUCAUGGAAAUAAACUAAAAAGCAAGAAAUAUGUAAGAUAAUAGUCGACAAUGCAAGAAAUAGGUAUAUUGGAUGCCGGCGCACUUUUUGGAAUGAUACUGUACCUUUUCGAACCUAAACACUCGAUAAAACAUUUCUUAUCCAUUGUUUUAUCUUUUUUCAGGCAAGUGAAUUUGCAAAAUCAACGUUAUCAAUCAACACUGAAUUUUCUAGCAAAAGAACAAAAUUAAAGAUUACAGUUCCUGUUUUGCGUGAAACGGCUCAGGUAUAGACACUUCUUAAAAGUACACAAACUUAUAAAUGCUGUUUCCUCUCGUCGGCUUUCGUUAAUUAAAGCCAGUAUAAUUCGCGAGGAAAACAUUGCCAGCCAUUUUAUAUUCUGUUGACACGCUAUAUACGUCCGUUAACCGUGUCUAUUAUCCUGAACGACGGGAUUGGGUCAUUGGAGUCCAUUAUAUAUUUUAUGUAUUGGUAACUACUGUUAAUCUUAUUCUUCGACGGCUGUUUUCUUAUCUCUUGUCAUCCUAUAAUGAUCAACAGGAGUGUAAAUCUUCGUUAAAAAAAUUUCAAUGCGUGUAUUUAGUUUACUUUGAUGACCUUAUAUUAGAAGCUUAUCUAUAUUAUAGUAAACUUAAAAUCUGAAAAUAUCCAUACUGUGGAAAUUCUUUACAAAUUGCCUGGGAAAAGGUGAGAAAUUCAAACUUUUGUGAGAGACGAGGAUGUCCAAACCUAUACAUAGCCCUUACGUGUUCAAUGAUUUAUGGCCACAUGCCCCCUUGUUCAUAAACCCUAUGCCCAUUAAAACGCUUUCUUACAAAUAUUUUCUGCGAUUUACAUUUGUUUUGACGUAAUCCAUCUGAUUGGCUUAUUUUUUGUCACGUGAUCGCUUUUAUAUUCACUAGUAUGCAAACACAUGUAAUUGUUCCGAUCCAUGCUAUAUACUGACUUCCCUCAGCAGAACUUGCGUCGGAAUGUCAUAGGCCACGUAACUGGUAAUCCGCCACUGGUGUAAUGUAGUCAAAGCUACUUAAAAAUUUGUAUAAUUUAAAACCGAUUCUACUGACCUGAACGGUUAUAUUAUUUAUUCGAGAGGUAUUGUGUUAAUUUGUUUUUUUUUAUCAACUAUAGUUAUUCUGUAUAUGGUUCACUUUAAUAGGAGGUUCAUCAAUUUCGUUCUUCUAUUGACGAAGACAGAAAGUUGUAUAUUCAGGUUAGGAAACGAUUUAAUUUUUUCACGCCUUGUGUAAAAAGUUUAUUUGUUUAUUCCUGUUCAAUGUUGUAUAAACUUGUAUAGAUCAUGUUUUGCAUUAUUUUAUUCAUAGACGGACGGCCAAAACCGGAAAAUGUGCAACAAAAUUUGUUUGAUGGCAUUUCCUGUUACAAGCUGCCAACUGACAUUUUCGUAGAGUAUAUGCAUUAACGAACAAGACUAGACAUGUUGGCAACUCUAAUUAUGGCUUUAUAGAUGAAAAUUUGAGAAUUUGAAAAUUUUAUCUAUAAAAAGUACUAUGAUGAGAAAAAUGCAAAAUUACAAGUUCACAUUUAACAAAAAUAAAUUAUACCAUUAGAAAGUUCGCAAAAAAAGUAUAUAUAAGAUAUAUAAGCGAGUAGUAUGAUUUUUGUAGCCAAUUUUGUGCUUUUAACACUGGAAAAUGAAAAAAAAACGUCAAUUGAUGCCGAUAGUUACUAUUUUGCCAACUUUAAGCUCCUUUAACUCAAAACUGGCUUGAAAAUUCGCACUACUCGCUUAAAUGUCUUAUAUAUAUUUUUCUCCGAUCUUUCUAAUGGUAUAUAUUAUUUUUGUGAAAAAUGAACUUGAAAUAUUGUAUUUUAGUCAACAUAGUACUUUAUUAGGCAAAAUUUUAAAAUUCAGCUGAAAUUUUCAACUAUAGAGCCAAAAUCAGAGGUGCCAACAUGUAUAGUCUUGUUCACCAAUGUGUAAGCUAUAAGAAAAUACCAGUUGACAGCUUGUAACAAAAAAUGCCAUCAGAGUGUACAUUUCAGAAUGUUGGCCGGUCGUCUAUCAGCCUUGUGUUAUGAACGAGAAGUUGCAAUUCCGCUAUUAUUGUUAAACUGUUCUAUACGUCUACUAUAUACAUGAAGGCCUCCUUGAAAAGGUUUAACGAAAAGCCUGGCCAAAAAAUUGAGAUUUUUUGAGCAUUUCGCUCUGAGUCAAUAGAACUGACAGAUGUUUGUAGGUGGGAAUUUCGUUCUCGACCAAUCAAUGCAUUUGUUGACAUUUUUCGCUCUAAGCCAAUCAGAAUGCGUAAUUGGUUACUACUUCCGGUAAAGACACACAUUUGAACCGAAAAUAUAGGGUCUUAAAUAGAGCUUCGAGGGGGUCAGGAUUUUUAAAUUUUUUUAUUGGAUUUAACGUGACAGGGUAAAAUAAGAAAUUUUCUAAAAAUUUGCCCGCUCGGAUUUGCGGUUUAUUGCCUUCAGACACUGAUUUUUAAGACAUCCCAUAUAUGGGGCAAUGCCCCCGUCCUUUCCAGCAUCCCUGGUAUAGUUUUAAAGUUAUCGGCAUUCGAAUAGCGACGUAUAAAGAGCGCGUAAGUUCGAAUGCCGAUAAUUUUAAAACUAGGCAAUAAAACGCAAAUCCCAACGGCAAAUUUUUAGAAAAUUUCUUAUUUUACCUUGUCACGUUGAAUUCAACCUAAAAAAUAAAAAUCCUGACCCCCUCGAAACUUUAUUUAAGAUCCUAUAUUUUCUGUUGAAAUGUGUGUUUUUACCGGAAGUGGGCUUUCUGUGCUCGCAGCAACCUCGUACCCCGGGACUUUCCUCUUGGGGAGCAAAGACCCUGGUAGACGCUGGUCACGUGAUCUGCUAAAAUCUAGCAGAUUUGUAAUUAGCAAUCCAAGAUCAGGUCAAUAAACAUUUGAUAUUUGGAUUAUUUUGGUAGUUUAAUUUAUAAUUUGCAUUUUGUGUGAUUGUCGUAAAGAAAACCAAGAUAGUUAAUUAAAAAUCUGCUAGAUUUUAGUAGAUCACGUGACCAGCGUCUACCAGGGUCCUUGCUCCCCAAGAGGAAAACCCUGAGUACGAGGUUGUGCUCGCAGGGAAACUACUUACAAAUGCGCUGACUGGUCGAGAACGAAAUUUCCCCUUGUUGCGCCCUAACCAACUGAGCUACACGCCUACACUAUAACCAUUGAACUCUAUAAUAGAUUUCAAUUCUGCAUGAAAACUGUUCACGCGUGGUAUUUACAUGCUCCACGUAUGAAAUAUAAUCUUUCAGUAAUUAUAUGCAAAUCUGCGCACGUGACUUCGUUUUCAUACAGUGCAUGGGUGCCAUUUUUGAAAUUAUGUACGGAUUUUAACAUUUAUUCUUCGUGAGUUUUGUAUUUUAGGCUAGUUAAAUUAACAUUCAUACAAACAUUUUUUUCACUUUGUGUGGGUUAUAAAGGAUCAGCUUUCGGCCUUUGAGUGGUAUUCGGACUUUAGAUUGGUUCAGAAAUCUAUUCUGACAAAUACCCAAUGACACAAAUGCAAAGAAAAGAGAAAAUUAUAGUGGAGUAUUCUUUACCCAGUGUCAAAAUAAUCGAGUCAUUCCGAUCGAUAAUUUCAUAUCUUGUCUUAAAUUUAGCCUUUGUUUCUAAUAUUGUUUAGGCAACAAUUGUCCGCGUCAUGAAAGCACGAAAGAUUCUUAAACAUAAUAUACUGAUGCAAGAGGUACAUAUUUUUUAAGUGAUUUCAACAUGUAUAGAAAAAGCAUAUGAAAAUACUUUAUACAGAAUUUAGGAAAGGGAGACGUCUUUGGGCAUUUGGUGUUGAAACUAUAUUUGGAAUAUACAGUAGUGUACGUAGCUUGAAUUUUUUGUGCUUCUAGUGUUAUGCACUCAAAAAGAUACUGGUGAAGAUAUAUGUUUUUGAUGUUGUCUCUGACUGUGUUCACACCGAGGAAGCUGAAAAGUUUGCUCGACCGCGGUGGGAAUCGAAAUCACGACCUUUGCUAGUCCAUUGCUGUACCAACUAAGCUACGAGGUCAUGUUGGUCAAGUUUCUACGAUCUUGAAUUUUUUGUGCAGUUUCUGGUGUUAUGCACUCGGGUGACGAAAUAUCACCCACUCGAACCGACUUGACCUCGCAGCUCAGUUGGGCAGAGCAUUGGACUUUUAGGUCGCGAGUUUGAUUCCCACCGCGGUCGAGCAAACUUUUCAGCCCGCUCGGUGUGAACAAACUCAGACACAGCAUCACAAACAUAUAUUCAAGAAUCUCGUGGUAUAUAAUACGUACCCCCGCUUCCAAAGUGCGCUGAGAUAUAGAGGAUAUUAUACGGCGGCGCGAAGAUAUGACUUUUAUCUUCGAGUGGUGAAAACAAUAUUUUACGAACGAGUGCAGCGAGUGAGAAAAAUAUUGUUUUUAACACGAGAAGAUAAAAGUCAUAUCUCCAAGCCACCGUGUAAUGUUCUGUUUAUUAUAUAGUCCCAAGCAAAAAAUUGUGAAAUUUUCACGCUCCAAAGCAAAUUGGAAAAAGUCACGUGAUCGAUAUCUGCACUAGUGAAGAUAUGGAAAAUAUCUGACUGUGUAUUUUCAGUGUCUCACUCUCUACUAUAUAAUAAAUCAUGUUAUUUUUCUUUCAUUCAGGUUAUUAGUCAAUCAAAGACGAGAUUCUCUCCAAGUGUAUCCAUGAUUAAGGUGAAUAUUCCAGAAUUCAUGCCAUGUUUCUAAACUAGCUCAUUUUCAAAGUUGUGACAUACCCAAGUGAAUUAUUUUCGCACCGUUUCUAACAAAGAGGGUGUCAGAUCAGUCGUAUAUUUUUCUUAUUUCUCAAAUUCAGA
Messenger RNA from Paramuricea clavata, 6003 nucleotides. Lineage: Eukaryota; Metazoa; Cnidaria; Anthozoa; Malacalcyonacea; Plexauridae. The record is from the annotation of a GenBank genome assembly.